Messenger RNA from Dovyalis caffra, 3498 nucleotides. Lineage: Eukaryota; Viridiplantae; Streptophyta; Magnoliopsida; Malpighiales; Salicaceae. The record is from the annotation of a GenBank genome assembly.
AUGUUUUUGCUCUGCCCAUGUUUUGUUCUAAUCUCCCUUACCCUUUUCCAAGCUUCUUCACCAGCCUCAUUACCUCAAUCAGCAAUUGCUCUUCUAAAGUACAAAGAUAGUCUUCCAUUACAUUCUCAAAAGCUCUUGCCAUGGAACCAAUCAAACUCAUCUUCCUCUCCUUGCCAAUGGCCUGGAGUUUCUUGCUAUCCCAACAGAAGUUUUGUGGUUAAGUCCUUAAACCUGUCAGGAUAUGGUCUUUCUGAUAUCUUGAAAAACUCCAUUUCCUAUCUCUGCCUCCAUAAACAUCUGGUCUUACUUGAUCUUAGUGGCAACCAGUUCACUGGUGUUAUUCCUCUGCUUCUUGGGAACUGUGGCCAACUCAAUACUAUUCUUCUCAAUGACAAUGGCUUACAAGGUUCAAUCCCUGCUGAGAUUUUCAAAUCAAGGCAGCUUUUGCAGCUGGACUUGGGCUAUAAUUCUCUUUCUGGUAGUAUUCCUCCAGAGGUAAGCUUCUGCAUCGACCUUGAGUACCUUGGGUUGUAUAAUAAUUAUUUGAGUGGAGCGGUUCCAAGUGAAAUAUUUUCUCUACCAAAGUUGAAGAUUCUGUAUCUGAACACAAAUAACCUAACUGGGUUGUUACCAGAUUUCUUGCCUUCCUGUGCAAUCUCUGAUCUUUGGAUUCAUGAGAAUGCAUUUUCUGGAUCUUUGCCUCUUACUCUCAGUAAUUGCCAAAACCUUACUGUGUUUAUGGCUUCUCAAAACAAUUUUGAAGGAGUCGUUGCACCAGAGAUUUUCAAGGGUCUUUUGCAACUUGAAGCCCUUCAUCUUGAUGAAAAUAAACUUGAAGGGGAAAUUCCAGAAACUUUGUGGGGUCUUGAAAAUUUACAAGAGCUUGUUCUUUCAGGGAACAAGCUGAAUGGCACAAUAUCUGAGAGGAUUUCUCAAUGCCAUCAGCUUAUAUUCGUUGUCCUUUCUGGUAAUAAUUUUGUUGGUCAUAUUCCUAGACCAGUAGGAACUCUCCAACAUCUGACCAAUCUACUUCUCUCUGACAAUAAGCUUGAUGGCUCAUUGCCUGCUGAGCUUGGAAAUUGCAGUUCACUUGUUGAACUUAGGCUUCAGAAUAACCUUAUAGGAGGGAACAUUCCUCCUGAAAUUUGUAAUCUUGAGAAUCUUGAGGUUCUUUUCUUGUCCAGUAAUGCUAUCGAAGGCCACGUUCCAAGGCAGAUAGGGAGACUGAGAAACCUUAAAAUAUUAGCUCUGUAUAGCAAUAAUUUGACUGGUAGAAUCCCAUCUGAAAUCAAUAAUUUUACAAAACUCACCUAUCUUUCAUUUGCUCAUAAUAACCUUACUGGUGAGGUACCGUCUGAGCUUGGGAAAUAUUCUCCAGAUCUCGAUAGACUUGACCUAACCGCGAACCACCUUUAUGGACCAAUUCCUCCUAAUAUAUGCGAUGGCAAUAAUCUGAGAGUUUUGACCCUUGGGGAAAAUAGGUUUAAUGGGAGCUUUCCGGUUGAGAUUGGGAAGUGCUUGUCUCUUAGGAGGGUGAUCCUUAGUAACAAUCAUCUAGAGGGGAGUAUACCGGCCGAUUUGGAGAGGAACUCUGGGAUUUCUUACUUAGAAGUUAGAGGAAACUUGCUUGAAGGAAAAAUACCUGUAGUUUUUGGUCUUUGGAGCAAUCUAUCGAUGAUAGAUUUUUCAGGAAACAAACUCUCUGGCUCUAUACCUCCUGAGCUCGGAAAGCUUGCAAAUCUUCAAGUCUUAAGACUUUCUUCUAAUCGUCUAACAGGAAGCAUUCCUUCUGAUCUGAGCCACUGCAGAAAGUUAAUUAAGCUGGACUUGAGUAAGAAUCAGUUUUCAGGAAAAAUUCCUCCAGAGGUCACUUCAUUGGAAAAAUUAGAAAGCCUUCACCUUCAAGAGAACAAACUUAGUGGAGUUAUUCCUGACUCCUUUUCUCCUCUUCAAGGUCUCUUUGAAUUGCAGCUUGGUAGUAACAUGCUUGAAGGUCCUAUUCCUUGCAGUUUGAGUAAGCUUAACCAUUUCAGUUCAGUUCUUAAUUUGAGCUAUAACAAGCUCUCUGGCAAAAUCCCGUGGUGCCUUGGGAAUCUAGACAAGUUACAGAUUCUUGAUCUCUCAAGCAACAGCUUCUCUGGGGAGUUGCCGAAAGAACUAAACAACAUGAUCUCCCUUUACUUUGUCAACAUAUCAUUCAAUCAACUCUCUGGCAAGCUCCCAACUUCUUGGAUGAGAAUAACGGCUUCAUAUCCAGGAUCAUUUCUCGGAAAUCCAGAGCUUUGUUUGCUAGGUAAUGAAGCAAGAUACUGUGGAGAUGUUAGAGGUGCUCAUAGAAGGAAGCAUGACCGGCAUGUGCUGGCUGGUGUCAUUAUAGGCGUGAUGAUCUCUGUGGCAUUGCUUUGUUCUGCUGUUUACAUUAUAGUGGUGCGAGUCCUUCAACAUAAGUAUCACCGCGAUCAAUCACUUCUUCGUGAGUGUCGAUCGCAGACUGAAGAUUUGCCAGAAGAUUUACAGUUUGAAGACAUAAUGCGUGCUACAGAAGACUGGAGUGAGAAAUAUGUAAUUGGGAGAGGCAAGCAUGGAACAGUUUACAGGACAGAAUCUGCAAACUCCAGAAAGCAUUGGGCUGUCAAGAAGGUGAGUUUGUCCGAGGCUAACUUUAGCCUCGAAAUGAGAACUUUGAGCCAGGUCAGGCAUCGAAACAUCAUAAGAAUGGGAGGUUACUGCAUUAAAGAUGGAUAUGGGUUCAUUGUAACUGACUUCAUGCCUGGAGGAACAUUAUUUGACGUCCUACACAGACAUGAACCCCGCGUGGUUUUGGACUGGGACACCCAAUAUCGCAUUGCUUUAGGUAUUGCACAAGGGCUUUCUUACCUUCACCAUGAUUGUCUGCCGCAAAUCAUUCACAGGGAUGUCAAAUCAGAUAAUGUUUUUAUGGAUUCUGAAUUGGAACCAAAGAUUGGAGAUUUUGGGAUGUCAAAAAUGCUUCUUGGUUCUGAUUCAAGCUCCACCAGGUCUAGAAUUGUAGGAACUCUCGGUUACAUGGCACCGGAAAAUGCAUACUCAACCCGGUUGACAGAGAAAGUCGAUGUAUACAGCUAUGGAGUCAUUCUGUUAGAGCUUGUUUGCAGAAAAUUGCCAGUAGAUCCCAGCUUUGAAGGAGGCCUGGAUAUCGUCUCCUGGACGAGGAAGAAGCUGCAAGAGAAUGAUGAAUGCGUUUGCUUCCUUGAUAGAGAAAUCAGUUUCUGGGAUAGAGAUGAGCAACAAAAGGCUUUGAAACUACUAGAACUGGCACUAGAGUGCACAGAACCAGUUGCUGAUAAGAGACCAUCCAUGAGAGAUGUAGUAGUUUUUCUUGUAAAAUUACAGGAUAAGCAUGAAAGAAGUGUAUAUAACAGAAAAAAUCCAACGGCCUUAGGUGGUUCUUCACUGCAGGAAAAGCAAGACAAUAAUUGGUGUACUGGUGCAAGUAGCCUGUCAUGUACUCAUGUUUAA